This is a messenger RNA of Helianthus annuus (common sunflower), 1524 nucleotides long. RefSeq lists its product as uncharacterized. The record is from RefSeq and is a predicted model, not a curated record. Bases 287 to 1255 code for a protein of 322 amino acids. The transcript has a single exon. Lineage: Eukaryota; Viridiplantae; Streptophyta; Magnoliopsida; Asterales; Asteraceae.
GUGUCACAUCACUUUUCACCAAUUUAAUUAUGCCUGCAGAAAAAAAUAGGCCCAAUUCAUCACUACCUUAACUUAAAGUUCAAGUUUUCUUGAUUUAUUCUUACAUGCCUUGUAUAAGGUGACCUUUUUCCCCUUCAUAAGUCAAUAUCCAAAGUAUCUUUCCAUUCCUGAUAACUCAACAUCCUCCUACAAAUAUAGUCAGCCUGUUCACAGUUUCACACAACAUUCAUUAUUUUUUUAUAAACUCAGAUCAUCCAGUUUUACACAACCAUAAACACUCAAACUCAUGAGGGAUAGAGGGAAAUCUGUGGAGUCAGAUCAAGAGUACAACAACUUUAACUCAGAUUACAACUUCUACUACUCAUCAUCAUCAUCUGGUGUGCAAUGUAAGAAGCACCCAUCUUCAACACAAGUUGGAAUAUGUGCAUAUUGCCUCAAAGACAGGCUCAUGAAGCUUGUGUGUUCAGAGUGUGGAGAACAGAGGCUUUCCUCUUGUUCUUGCUCUGAUGUUUCUUCCUACAGAAACUCUUCUUGCACUGUGGAUGUUGGAAGUGUUGGUAGGAUAUCAUUCUUGAUAGAGAAUGAGAAAGCAGGUAGUGGUGAUGAACAGAAAACACUUUUUUCACAUGUGAAACAGAGCAAGAAAGUGGAAACAGAGGAUGUGUUUAUGCUCAAAAGGAGCAAUAGUUGUGUUGUUGAGGUGAAGAAGAGUAAUGGGUUUUGGAGAAUUGGGAAGCUUUUUAAGAAGAAGAGAGAGAAAGAGGGGUUUAGAGAGAGAAACCACCCAGAUUGGGUGUCUGAAUGUGGGAUGGAUGUGUCAAGAUGUAGGUCUCUUUGUAGUUAUAGAGGAGGUAAUUUUGAUCAUGAUGGUGGUAGUGUUAGUGAUAUGAGAUUAUCAAGUGCAAAAAUAUCUGAUUUUAAUGAAUCUGAGCCAAGAAAGAGUGGAUUUAGAGGUGGUUUGAUGGAUUUCGAAACUGGGUUUUCGGCGAAAGAGAGUGAGUUUAGUAGAAUUCAUGAUGAUUCAAGUUUUAUUGAUUUGAAACUUGAUUUAUCGGAUCGGUCGAAAACAGACUACUCUGUUUUUAAAAACCCGUCGGAUGUCGGUGGGUGCGCUGGUGCUGGUGAUGGUGGAUCAUCAUCAUGUAGGAUUACAAUUAAUGAGAGGGGGAUUAAGAAGGGGAGCAAAGGGCAUAGUAAGGUAUGGAAGUGGAUUUUUAAGCAAAAGAAAGAUUUGCAUCAUAUUUUGGAGUCUUGAAUUGGGAUGAUUUGAAAGUCAAAAGGUCAAAGAUUGAGAUGGUCUAAAAGUCAAAGGGUGAAGGAAGGUCAUUUAGUGGUUUAGAGGCUAGAUGAAGGUGGUCUGGUUGUGUUAGGGUUUCUCACUGUUUCAAUUCAUGUAAUCCCUUCUACAAUUCAGUUGCUAUAUUUACUAGUGAAAUAGUAUCAUAAUUUCAGAAAUAUAUGUGCAUUUUGAAUAUUUUGUAUGCUUAAUUUCUACUAAAAUAAUAAUAACAAUAGUAAUAUUAA